Molecule: messenger RNA, 425 nt
Organism: Staurois parvus
Lineage: Eukaryota; Metazoa; Chordata; Amphibia; Anura; Ranidae
Source: the annotation of a GenBank genome assembly
CCUCCAAAAAAUUGAGCCUCCCUCACCCGCAUAUAGAAACGUAAAUGCACUUGUUGAGGGCACCUACACAUAAAAACAUCAAUUACGCAACACACGUUACAUAUCCCAUACACCGGAGUGAGAGCAAUAAUUCUAAGCCCAUUAUUCAUGGACCCUGCAUUCACUAUAUCCGGUCUCCCCGGACCCUGCAUUCACUAUAUCUGGUCUCCCCGGACCCUACAUUCACUAUAUCCAGUCUCCACAGACCCUACAUUCACUAUAUCUGGUCUCCCCGGACCCUGCAUUCACUAUAUCUGGUCUCCCUGGACCCUGCAUUCACUAUAUCUGGUCUCCCCGGACCCUGCAUUCACUAUAUCCGGUGUCGCCGGACCCUGCAUUCACUAUAUCUGGUCUCCCCGGACCCUGCAUUCACUAUAUCCGGUCUC